UCAGCUGCGUAAGUGCAGCGCUGUAUGUGGACAUAUGCACGCAUGCUCUUUGUGAAGGGGGAGUGAGAGAAGAGCAUGAAUGGAGCAAAAUGGCGGAUCAUGUGCAGAGCCUAGCCCAGCUAGAGAUCCUGUGCAAGCAGCUAUACGAGACGACGGACACCAGCACCCGCCUGCAGGCUGAGAAAGCCCUGGUAGAAUUCACCAACAGCCCGGACUGCCUCAGCAAGUGCCAGCUGCUGCUGGAGAGAGGCAGCUCCUCUUAUUCCCAGCUGCUGGCAGCCACGUGUCUGUCUAAGCUCGUCUCUCGCACAAGCAACCCUCUGCCCCUGGAGCAGCGCAUCGACAUCCGAAACUAUGUUCUCAACUAUUUGGCGACCCGGCCGAAGCUCGCUGCCUUCGUGACGCAAGCACUGAUCCAGCUGUACGCCAGAAUCACCAAACUCGGCUGGUUCGACUGCCAGAAAGAGGAUUAUGUCUUCAGGAACGUCAUAGUGGACGUGACGAGAUUCCUGCAGGACAGUGUUGAGCACUGCAUCAUAGGAGUAACGAUUCUGUCCCAGUUAACCAAUGAGAUUAACCAAGUAAGUUCCUCCGAGCUCUUCCACGAUGCAGAUACGACACAUCCACUCACAAAACACAGGAAGAUUGCAUCAUCGUUCAGAGAUUCCUCACUGUUCGAUAUCUUCACGCUCUCCUGCAAUCUUCUCAAACAGGCGUCAGGUAAGAACCUGAACCUGAAUGAUGAAGGUCAGCACGGUUUGCUGAUGCAGCUGCUGAAACUGGCACACAACUGCCUCAACUUCGACUUCAUCGGCACGUCCACCGACGAGUCCUCAGACGACCUGUGCACCGUCCAGAUCCCCACCAGCUGGAGAUCAGCCUUUUUGGAUUCCUCCACCCUGCAGCUGUUUUUUGAUUUGUAUCAUUCCAUCCCUCCCUCCCUCUCUCCUUUGGUGUUGUCGUGUUUAGUUCAGAUAGCGUCGGUUAGGAGGUCUCUGUUUAAUAACGCAGAGCGGGCGAAGUUCCUAUCGCACUUAGUAGAUGGAGUUAAAAGAAUACUGGAGAAUCCACAGAGUUUAUCCGACCCAAACAACUACCAUGAGUUCUGCCGCCUGCUGGCCAGACUGAAGAGUAACUAUCAGCUGGGGGAGCUGGUGAAGGUGGAGAACUAUCCGGAGGUUAUUCGGCUCAUCGCCAACUUCACCGUCACCAGCUUACAGCAUUGGGAGUUCGCCCCCAACAGUGUUCAUUACCUGCUGAGUCUGUGGCAGCGGCUGGCAGCUUCUGUACCCUACGUCAAAGCCACCGAGCCGCACAUGCUGGAGACCUUCACCCCCGAGGUGACCAAAGCCUACAUCACGUCCCGCCUGGAGUCAGUCCACAUCAUCCUUAGGGAUGGUCUGGAGGACCCGCUGGACGAUGCUGGUUUGGUGCAGCAGCAGCUGGACCAGCUCUCCACCAUUGGCCGCUGUGAGUACGAGAAGACCUGCGCUCUGCUGGUGCAGCUCUUCGACCAGUCCGCCCAGUCCUACCAGGAGCUGCUGCAGUCCACCAACUCCAGCAGCAUGGACGUGGCCGUGCAGGAAGCAGGUCGGUUGACGUGGCUGGUGUACAUUAUCGGUGCAGUUAUCGGGGGCAGGGUUUCCUUUGCCAGUACAGACGAACAGGACGCCAUGGACGGAGAACUGGUCUGUCGAGUUUUGCAGUUAAUGAAUCUGACGGACUCCAGACUGGCUCAGGCCGGUAAUGAGAAGUUGGAGCUGGCCAUGCUCAGCUUCUUCGAGCAGUUCCGCAAAAUCUACAUCGGAGACCAGGUGCAGAAGUCCUCUAAGCUGUACCGGCGGCUCUCGGAGGUUCUGGGGCUGAAUGAUGAGACCAUGGUGCUAAGUGUGUUUAUUGGUAAAAUAAUCACCAAUCUGAAGUACUGGGGACAGUGUGAACCAAUCACCUCCAAAACACUACAGCUCCUCAACGACCUGUCCAUCGGGUACAGCAGUGUGAGGAAACUGGUGAAGCUCAGUGCAGUCCAGUUCAUGCUCAACAACCACACGAGCGAGCACUUUUCCUUCCUGGGCGUGAACAAUCAGUCUAACCUCAGUGACAUGAGGUGUAGAACCACCUUCUACACGGCGCUCGGCAGACUGUUGAUGGUCGACCUGGGUGAGGAUGAGGAUCAGUUUGAGCAGUUCAUGCUUCCUCUCACAGCGGCGUUCGAAGCCGUCGCUCAGAUGUUCAGCACCAACACCUUUAAUGAGCAGGAGGCCAAAAGAACGUUAGUGGGUUUGGUGCGAGACCUGAGGGGAAUCGCCUUUGCCUUUAACGCCAAGACCAGCUUUAUGAUGCUCUUUGACUGGAUCUACCCCUCCUACAUCCCCAUCCUGCAGAGGGCAAUAGAGCUGUGGUAUCAUGUGCCUGCCUGCACGACACCUGUGCUCAAACUGAUGGCAGAACUGGUGCACAACAGGUCGCAGAGAUUACAAUUUGAUGUUUCGUCGCCAAACGGGAUCCUGCUGUUCAGAGAGACGAGUAAGAUGAUAACGACGUACGGGAACCGUAUCCUGACUCUUGGUGAGGUGCCGAAGGAUCAGGUAUACGCUCUGAAGCUGAAGGGCAUUUCCAUCUGCUUCUCCAUGCUCAAAGCCGUGCUCAGCGGGAACUACGUCAACUUCGGCGUUUUCCGACUUUACGGCGACGAUGCGCUCGACAACGCCCUGCAGACCUUCAUUAAGCUGCUGCUGUCCAUCCCACACAGCGACCUGCUGGACUAUCCGAAGCUCAGUCAGUCGUAUUACUCGCUGCUGGAGGUGCUCACCCAGGACCACAUGAACUUCAUCGCCAGCCUGGAGCCCCAUGUGGUCCUCUACAUCCUGUCUUCUAUUUCUGAGGGGCUCACAGCACUUGAUACGAUGGUGUGUACGGGCUGCUGCUCCAGUCUGGACCACAUAGUGACCUACCUGUUUAAGCAGCUCUCCCGCAGCACCAAGAAACGAGCAGCACCCAUGGCUCAGGAGAGCGACCGCUUCUUCCACAUAAUGCAGCAGCACCCGGAGAUGAUCCAACAGAUGUUGUCCACAGUGCUAAAUAUCAUCAUAUUUGAAGACUGCAGGAAUCAGUGGUCCAUGUCUCGACCGCUGCUAGGCCUCAUCCUCCUCAAUGAGAAGUAUUUUGCAGAUUUAAGAAACAGCAUUGUGAACAGUCAGCCUCCAGAGAAGCAGCAGGCCAUGCACUUAUGCUUUGAGAAUUUAAUGGAGGGAAUAGAGCGGAACUUGCUCACUAAAAACCGAGACAGGUUUACACAGAACCUUUCAGUAUUUAGGAGAGAAGUGAACGACUCCAUGAAGAAUUCCACGUACGGCGUAAACAGCAACGACAUGAUGAGCUGACAUUCCACCACCACGCAGCACCAGGCGUGGCUCGGGCCGCCGCAGUCCGCCCCCCCUGCCCCCCCGGCCCGGACGCCAGGGGACCACCGCUACGCAAGCCUGCACACCCUGAACCCCUAAACCCUGCCCUCACACGCCCCACAGCCCCUCCUCUGACUCCUCCCCUUUUUAUAUAUAUACACAUAUAAAUAUAUACAUAUUUUAAAGCCAGUUUCUCGGGGUCUCCUGACCGAGAGUGUGAGGUCGGGGGGACAGCGUGGAUCGAUCGGGGGGUUAGGGGUGUGUAGGAGUAGAGUUGGGAGUGUAUGUGUGUAUGAGUGUGUGUGUGUGUGAGGUGGGGGGGUGGAUCUAGGGACGUGGGUUUGGGGUUGAGUGAGUGUGUGAGAGAAAGUGUGUGUGUGUGUGUGUUUGAUUAAGUAGACAGACUAUAAGAGGUAUGAUGUGGGUUGGCACCAGCAUGUGGUUGUAUUUCCAACUAAAUACAGGAGGUGUGUGUGUGUGUGUGUGUGUGUGUGUGUGUGUGUGUAAAGGCUGAAUUAUUUUUUCUGUUUCAAGUCAAUGCUGAGUCUACGGCAUAACCUGCAAAAGUGAGCAUUUAUAAUUGUGCAUUAGUGUGUCUGCGUCAAGCUGCAGUUACACCUCCAAACCACUAGUUGGGAAUGCAAGUACAACUCCACCCCAAAGAUGGGAAUGCGAUUACACCUUUAAACCACUAGUUGGCGCUACUAUUUGGCUACGAAGGUGGUAAUGCAAUUACACCUCCAAAUCACUAGUUGGCAACAAAGGGGGAAAUGCAAAGGCAUGAAAACAAUGUUCAGUGUAUCAGUCACAGUUUUUGCAGUCUGUGUUGCCAUGGUACAUAUUUGUUUAUUUCUGAGGAAGCGAACAUCAGAAACGGAACCGUGAAGCAUGGACACCAACAUUUAUUGGUAUGCUGAACAUCAUAUUCUCACAUUUGCUUCCAACUAGUGGUUUGGAGGUGUAACUGCAUUUCCACAUUGCUUCCAACUAGUGGUUUGGAGGUGUAACUGCAUUUCCACCUUGCUGCCAACUAGAGGUUUGGAUGUGUAACUGCAUUUCCAUUUUUGCCUCCAACUAGUGGAUUGUAGAUGUAACUGCAUUUUCAUUUUUGCCUCCAACUAGCGGUUUGGAGGUCUAAUUGCAGAGCAUCGCAAACGCACAAACACACAAGUAUAAACGUUCACAACUGCGAAGGCCACUUGCGUGAACUACACUGUAGAUUCUGUGUAUACUUGACAUAAAAACAUAUAUAAAUCUGCCUUUAGUGUGUGUGUUCGUGUAUAAAUGUGUGCAUAAGUGUGUUUGUGUGUGUGUGUAUGUAUAAGGUGUGUGUGUAAUUGGGGGGAGGGGGAUGAGCUGGACUAUGUAGUGCUCUGCUUCUGCCUGCCUUGUAUAGAAACACACAAACAAGAGACGUGUACAUUUUUUUCAUAACAUUUUCAACGAUGUUUAUAAUGAUUACAGUUUAAGAAAAAAAAACGACAAAAAAAACAGUGUGAUUGAAAAACAAACGAGAAAAAAAAUCUUUUUACAAGUCUAGUUUAGUGCAGCUGUGCUGAAGUGUGGGGUGUCUGUGUGAGGAGAGUUCUUCUAUUCAGGCCGGGCGUGUUCUGUUUUUUUUUUUGGUGUGACUGACUGAAGGAUGUCCGUGAUUGGUUGGUUGGUUUUGUUGGUCGAUUGGUUGGUUGGUUGGGUGGGUGGAGGUGUGGCGGGAGGGUUCUACAGGAAUACACGUUGUACAUUUUCCUCAAACUGAACCUGAGCGGCGCACGAGAAUUCUGUAAAUACGGCAGUGCUUGUUCGUGGCCAGAAGGGGGCGCUAGCAGCCCUGAAACUACCAAGAUGAGUUAAAAACAUCAACCUUUCCUCCCUGCUCUCUCUCUCUCAUCGCUGCUGAUGCUGCUCUCGGCCUUUAGGCUCCCUAAACUGAGCAUUAAAGCGAUAGUUUGGCUUAUGUGCUAAUGCCUGCUUAUGUACACCAAUUAGCAUUUUGCUAAAAUCGUUCAGUAGUCUUUAAUAGACUUGUUUACGUGGUUGGUUUUGUCAUUGUGAUUUAAGAACAUGGGUCAUGUUCAGGCUGCUACUGUUUUUAGCUGUGCUAACAUACACUAACUGUCCAAAAAAUUGUGGACACCCUUUCUGAUAAAUGAGUUAACAGCUACGUCCCUUACCAUAGCAUCAAAACCAAAAUCUAGUACCAAUACUUUUGCCCAUAUACAUAGUGUACACCAUACCAUGUAUGUUAAAGUUUGUUAGCAAUUACUGAACACCUACACUCCUCAGUGAAUGAUGCUAAUGGUUUUAGCAUGCUAACUGGUGUACAUAAUGGCUUUUGUAAUCUGCUAUACUAGCCUUGUAAUGCUAACUCUUCAACAUUAAAAAAAUUAACUGGUUGAGUUAAAAACGCAAGGAUAAAAUUGUUGUGUACAUCGUCGGCCCAACUGUCGCUUUAAAGCAGGACAGCUCGACUCGGACCUGCUCAAACACACCUGUACACACCUGUAAUGAACUGCUAAUGGUGUGUUGGGGCAGGUAGGUUAAAGGUAAAGACAGGCUUUAUAUCUAGCCGUAUCCAAGGCUGUAUUCAAACCGCAGGUGAAUCAGAUUUGUUUCUGUAAUCAGAUCAGAUUUGUCUGUUUGGCUAUCGCAUAUCCAAGUAUCUACGUGGGUUGCUAUGGUAUCAAGGUCUGAUUAUUAUCACAUUUGAGACCACUUCCAAAUAUGGUUUUAGAAACUAUUUGCAAAAAGCAGAUUUUAUGCUUUCUUGCUGUUUAUGUUUAGACUGCCAACCGAAAAUCUGAUUCUGAUAGAUUUUUGAUGGUCUGAACAGCCCUUAAUGCAAUUCUUAUCAGAUUUGUCUCAAUCAGAUGGGUCUUAGUCUAGACGCUCAGAUCGGAUUUCAGUGCUUUUUUUUGUCACAACAACAAUUUGAAUUAGUGAGGGAGGUGUGUUUCAUUUUCUCAAAUCAGAUCAGAUCUAAUCACAAGCGUAUCUGCAUUGGUUGCUGUGGUGCAUCGUCUUCUUCUACCCCAGUGCUUUCAUUACUUUGGAUCUGAUCAAUCUGAUUAUCAACAUAUCUACACUGAAUCCAGGUUAAUUUUUUAUAGUCUGAAUGGCCAUGAAUCACAUGCAAUCUGAUCUGGAUUUUUUACAAAUUGGACUCACACUGCAUUUAAAGGUGGUUUAAAUGUGAUUAUAAUUAGAUUUGUACAGAUGCAUCUCAGUCUGGAUGCACAGAUCAGAUUUCAGUGUAUCUUUUUUUUUUUAUCAUUCACAACACGACAAAACCAGAGUAAGAUAAUUGUGUUUGGGUUUAUUCUUCUCAAAUCACAUUGAAUCUGUGAUUGAGAUUGAUUGUGUAAAGUGGUUUAGAUUGGAUUUGCCUGUCUAGGCAUCACAAGCCUAUCCAUCACUUUGUUUUUUUUUUGUUUUUUUUUUAUGUCAUUGAAAUCCAAUUUGAGCGUUUAGACUGAGAUGCAUCUGUACAAAUCUAAUUAUAUAAUCACAUUUCAAACUACUUCCAAAUGUGGUUUAGAUCUGAUUUGCUCAAAUCAGUUUUUCUGUUGUUUUUAACUGUCCAAACCUAAGAAAAAAAAAACAAUCUGGAUACAAUCAAAACAAAAAACAAAAACAUCAGAUACCAGAUAUGGGCUGGCAGUCUGAAUAUAGCAUUAACACAAAUCUGAUCACUUGCGAAGCGUUUUAAAGUGUGGACACAGUCAUCUCAACAGAUCUGAAGAUUAAAGAAACAAAUCUGAUUCGCUUGCAGUCUGAACUGAACGUAGCCUAAAUAUCGGACGUCCGCCUUCGAGUGUCCGAUCCCCGCUCUCUCUCUGUGGGAAGUGAUUAGAUAAUCAGACUGAUAAUCGUGGUGGUAGUAUUGCAGUCGUUCGGCUCUGAGCUUUUCUUCAGCUUUUUGUCGGUUUCUUCGCGCUAACGUUUUCCUUUGAUCUUCACAGGCUUCCAGUGUAACAGUAGCUGUGUGGUGGAGCGGGCGUGGCUCCGUAACUAGGCCUGUAGGAUGUAGCCUGUACAUUUACCAAUCAGCUGGUACUUAAUUACGUCAUCGUCACAGCAGGAACCAAUCAUCACACCCGCCGGCUGCCUCUAGCUUUAACCCCUCCCCCUUCUCCCUCGUCCGAAUACGAAUUACCCCCUCUGAAGAAUUCCGAUUUUUUUUAAUAAUGAGAAGAUAAAUAAUGCAUCAGAAUUAUGGUAGAUUUACAGUCAGAUCCAGAAAGGAAUAUUUUAGCAACUUGUGCUACUCUCGACAGGAUGUUGCUGCUAACUGUUUGUGAAGAAUCUAGCUCAUCUCUUUAACCGCGUCCCAUGACUUCUUCUGGAUGUUCCUCCGAGUUCCUCCCUCUUCCUUUUUCUCCUCUUUUGGUUCUGAUGUGAAUGUGUCUGUUUGGCGACUGUGUGUUGAGUCUUUGAGUGAUCAGGUAGCUGGUUGAAUUGUUUGGAUGUCUGCUACAUAUAGUGUAAGCAUUGUGACUGCAAAAUAAACAUCAUUGGUUUGUA
Astyanax mexicanus (Mexican tetra) is the source of this 7925-nucleotide messenger RNA. RefSeq names its product exportin 7 (gene xpo7). The coding region runs from base 90 to 3383 and encodes 1097 amino acids. Lineage: Eukaryota; Metazoa; Chordata; Actinopteri; Characiformes; Acestrorhamphidae. Gene Ontology annotation, cellular component: cytoplasm; nuclear pore. Gene Ontology annotation, molecular function: nuclear export signal receptor activity; small GTPase binding. The record is from RefSeq and is a predicted model, not a curated record. Gene Ontology annotation, biological process: protein export from nucleus. The transcript is spliced from 29 exons.